Messenger RNA from Syngnathoides biaculeatus (alligator pipefish), 3542 nucleotides. RefSeq names its product zinc finger DHHC-type palmitoyltransferase 8a (gene zdhhc8a). The transcript has 10 exons. Gene Ontology annotation, molecular function: palmitoyltransferase activity. Gene Ontology annotation, biological process: protein palmitoylation. The record is from RefSeq and is a predicted model, not a curated record. The coding region runs from base 204 to 2324 and encodes 706 amino acids. Lineage: Eukaryota; Metazoa; Chordata; Actinopteri; Syngnathiformes; Syngnathidae.
GUCACCCGCGAGGGAAAGCUCCACCUUCGGGCUGCCCCGGAGGCGGCGUGCCCGCUGGAGGCGCUCACAGGACGGCGUGAUCCCGGAGCGAGCGCGUGCUCAGCCGUCGUCCUCCUUCCGCCUUCGCUCCACACGACGUGACUUUUUUGUUUGUUUUUCCGCACCCGGUGUGAGACUUGAGUGAGAGCCGGAGAGGAGGACAGAUGGAGCGGGCGGACGGGAUGGCCAGCAGCGGCGGCGGCGGCGCCGACUCGCUCCGGGCGUCCGCCUUCAUCCCGGUGUGCACCGCCGCCUGCCUCCUGGUGGGCUCCACCUCGCUCUUCUUCGUCUUCACGUGCCCGUGGGUGGCGUCGACCAUCUGCCCCGCCGUGCCGCCGUGCUGCGCCGUCCUUUUCCUUUUCGUGCUGGCCAACUUCACCAUGGCGACGUUCACGGACGCCGGCGUUCUCCCGACGGCCGACGACGACGAGGACAAGGACGACGAGUUCCGGGCGCCGCUUUACAAGAACGUGGACGUGAGAGGCGUCCAGGUGCGGAUGAAGUGGUGCGCCUCCUGCCACUUCUACAGGCCGCCGCGGUGCUCGCACUGCAGCGUGUGCGAUCGCUGCGUGGAGGAUUUUGACCACCACUGCCCGUGGGUGAACAACUGCAUCGGGCGGCGCAACUACCGCUACUUCUUCCUCUUCCUGUUGUCCCUGAGCGGUCACAUGGUUUGCGUGCUGGGCCUGGGUCUCCUCUUCGUCCUGCACCACUCGGACCAGCUGUGGAGGCUCCACAGCGCCGUCACUUUGGUCGUGAUCGGCAUAUCGGGCCUGUUUCUCCUUCCGGUUCUGGGCCUGACGGGCUUCCACCUGUUCCUGGUGUCCCGGGGACGCACCACCAACGAGCAAGUCACCGGGAAGUUUCAGGGAGGGGUCAAUCCCUACACGCGCGGCUGCUGUAACAAUCUGGAGUACCUGGUGUGCAGUCCCUUCUCGCCCAGGUACUCGGCAAGACCUCGCAAGAAGUCCGUGAUCCACAUCCGGCCUCCCUUCCUGAGACCGGAGCCCGACAGGCAGCCGUCGGUCAAAGUGAGCGACAACGGCAAACACAGCCGAGCCUCCGCCGGACCGGAACCGCAGAAAAGCCCGCCCCCGUUGCCGCCCAAACCGGACCGGGGGCUGUUGAAGAGUCACCUGGCGGCCAUGGAAGAUAUGGGCCACCACGCCAAAUGCAUCAUCCCGGUCUCCAUUCCCACGGUUCCGCAGCUGCGACCCGUCCUGGAGGCCAUAUCCCGAGGAUCGUCACCCAUUCCUCCGGAGCAGCUACUGAAGACCUGCGAGCCACCGGGGGACAGCAAAAGUCCGGACCUCCGCUUGGAGACCAACGGGAGCCCCUCGAGGGCAGCGUUGCCCCCCUCGCUGUCCCCCUUGCAGGCUGCCACCCUGACGCUCAGCUCGCGUUCCCUCAGCCUCAAACACGGCGGGCGCCACGUGAGCGCCAAGUCGCAGGGCAACCACGGCGGGGGCAGCUCCUACGACACCCUCGUUGCCACCGCCGACCCCCAGUGUCGCCCCCACCGAGGGCCUCCCCCGGUGGGCUACUUCAUGAGCCUGGGUCCGGACGCGGGCGCGGCACAGCGCGGCCCUCACGCCUACAGCCCCGUCUUCGUGGGCGUCGCCCGUCAUUCCCCUCAGCCCAGAGACCCGUCGCCUUCGCCGCAAGGUCUCCCUUCACGGGACCCCUCGUCGCCGUCCUUCCUCGGGUUCAUCCAAAGGGAACCCUUGGCCUCCCUCCAGGACCUCCUGUCCAGGGAGCUCAGCCCGGCCCAAAGCCUCCGAGACGGCCCGCGGGACGCGAGUUUGACUCCUCCCGGCGCGUCGACCCGCUUCGACGGCCUCCCCAAAGCUCUCGCGGCUUCCGUUCACGAGCGGCGCGAGAUGGAGGAGACGGAGCGGACGCUGCGCCUCCACGCCCGAUCCCAAGCGCUGUACGGCCCGGACGCCUGCGUCUACGACAUUCCCUGCCGGCGGAGUCUGCCGCCGGACCCCGGCCGACCGCAGGGGAUCCGGGGUCCCACCCCGCCGGCCUACGGCUCCCGGGAGUUUCUGAUGAGCACGGGCGUCUUGGGGUACGGCCCCAGGACGUCGCCCCUCUCCAGCUCGUCGCUCGCCCGGGGCCUCAAACCCCGUUCCUCCUCGCCAGGGUACUGCCAAUCCGAGAGGCCCCCCGUCCCCCCGUCUACAUGCACUCUGCCCCGUUUGCCCUCCUGCUCCACAGCUUCCUCCACCCCCCCUUACGCACUCUACGGGACGACCCAACGCUCCUCACUCAAGGACUCGUGAGUACCUAGUCCCCGCACUCUGCUGUGAAGGACAGCGAUGCCUUGACUGGGACCUUUAAUUCGCUCUGCGACCGCUUUCGUCACUCAAAUCUCUUUGAAAGCAAGUUUACUCAUUGAAAUGAAUGUAAACGCCGAUAAUCCGUUCUAGCCCCAUCAAAAAAACGUUCAAAUUUGUUCAACUUUUCCACAAUUCUCAGAGAGACGUUGGCACCCCGAGGCUGGCUUUUAUCUACUCCUUCUUUUGUACAUGUACUACCCUUAAAGGUAAAACUCCAACGCGCAAAUACUACUGCACAGUCAAACCAGUUUCUUUACAUCAAGGGUGUCAAACCCAUUUUUCUCACGGGCCACAUUGUAGUUCCGGUUUCCCUCAGAGGGGCGUUAUGACUGUGAAACAACACAAAUACUUCGUCAAUUUAUGAUCUACUUUUUGGAAUCUGAAAUCAAGGGUAACGUGUUUUUCCACUAAUCAUGUUUGGUAACACAAAAAAUGCUUGGGGUAUCUCAACUUUAUCAUUUAUGAUUCGUGACAUUUUUAAAUAUUUCUACACAUUUUUACAAGAACAAUUGAAAUCGACCCUCUAGAUUUGACUUCGCGGGCCGCAUAAAAUCAUGCGGCGGGCCCCCGGGCCAUGAGUUUGACACCUUUCCUUGACAUAUUUAUGUUUUUAUAUAUUGCUUUAAAGAAAAAACUACAUGUAAAUACGUGGGGCUGGAAUUUGUCAUAAGAAUUUUAAUUCAUUUCGGGCCACAUAAAAUCAUGUGGUGGGCCAGAUCUGGCCCCCGGGCCUUGAGUUUGACACCUGUGCUUUACAUAUUCAUGUUUUUAUACAUUGCAUUAAAAAAAAAUACGUGGGGCUGGAAUUUGUCAUUAGAUUUUUAAUUAAUUUAAAAACAUUUAUUUUAUAAACAAGUAAAUUCAUUUCGGCGCUUGGCCACAGAGUAAAUUAAAGUCGGACGUUGCGGCAUCAAAAAAUUCCUUUCGCUAUCAAUGACUCACUCGAGCAGUUUUUGCGUGUAUUUGGGACUACCCCGUGUGUGUGUAUUUAUGUAUUUGAGGAAAGAAUAUAUGAUCAAAUGUCAUUUUGCGUGUAAAAAGGUGAUCCUUCACCGAGUGCACCCCGUAAAUCUGAAUACAGACAGAAACCAAUCUUUUUUUUAAAUGUGUUUUGAUAUUGCUUUUUUUUGUCAUCGUCUCCCGAGUCAUACAAUUUGAUAG